CUCACCUGCCGGGGCCCUCACAGACAAGUCUCUCAACGGCACGACAACGACUACCGGCUCUCCUGCCUCUGGAACAGCACCAUGAACCUGCGGUACCAGCCCGCCCCAGGAGCCAGACCAGAGGCAGCCAGGAAAGAGGGCUGGGCAUCACCUCCACCUAACUCCUUAUGGCACCUCAACUCCGCCUGGGUGAAGAACACCUCGCGCUGGUCAGGCCAGGUCAUGCUGCAGACGGGCCUCUUGCCAGGCAGCGCUCCUCCACCCGUGGCCUCCAGCCUCCUUACGGUGCAAUGCUCAUCCGCUUCAUGCGCUGCACCCGAAUGCUUCCACCACAACGUCACCAUCGAGAUGACCGCGCAGGACACGCGGCUCUUCGUGCUUUGGCCGCAAACGCGCUUGAUCCGCACGUGGCAACCGGUAGAGCUGGGCUGGUGUGCGCGUCUCAAGAGUGCCAGCUGGCAGUACCGCUUCAGCAGCCAGGGAGGCAGCCCCUCUACCCUUCUCAUUCCCAGCACUGAGCACCAAGACACACCACCACCUGCUAGCUAUCCAACAGCCGAAUUGCAACAGACCUGUGCCACCUACUACAGCUACUGCUUGACCGUGCGCUACAGGGACCACGGCCUCCAUCUUGCUUCGGUCAGCAUCGAGCAGAUGCCUCAGAUAAACCUCAGCCUCUCUCUCCAGGUAGGACCUGACUUGCUGAACAUCCUUAGCGCCAGCUCCAAGCUCCUCAGUGUUCCUCAACAGGCCCUCAGCCUCUCCUGGAGGUUUCAGCCCCUUAGCCCGAGGAUGCUGGCCUACACACUGGUGGACACACAGGCUACAGGAGGCUGGCUCCAUUCCUACAGUUCCUUUACUCUUCAGAGCAAUUUCUGUGCCAUUGCCACACCUCAGAGCCUGGGGGAGAUGGUGGUGGCCAGCAUUCACGUCCAUCUUGAUGGCAGCAAGAGGUUCGAGGACCUGACAGGACAACUACAUCUACUCAACGGGACCCUGAGCCUAGCUGCAGGGAGAGAAACUCCCACCCAGGUCAGCCUUCACCCAGGCAAGACCAACAGUAGCACUUACACUUCCAGGUACAACCACGGAACGUUUUACACGACCAAAGAAAGCAACAGCCCUAUUUCCAUAGGUGGCCCUGUCGUAAGGUAUCGAACCCAGAGCCUUCUGCGCAUACACAUUUUUAGUGAUCAGUGCUUAUUUCUGGAUGGAGUCCGAAGCCUGUGGAGAGAAGACACGUGCAGGCUUGGUGCCUUGACCGACUGGCAGAGGGUCCAUUGUGUCUGCAAUAUGAAGCGGAGUCGCGGACUUCUGUCAGUCCAGGCUGCGUCAAACGCAUCCACGUUCGACAUCAAGUUCCUGGCAGCCAAAGUCCUAGUUGCCCCCAACACAUUAGAUCUGGGCGAAACCCUGACAGCAGACACACCUAAAAACCCAGUGACCCUCUUAACAGUGCUCGUUAUUUUUGCUCUCUACUUUCUUCUGUCCCUCUGGGCCACGAGAAAAGACAGGGCUGACAGGAACAGCAAAGACAAGAUCAUAGCUCUGUUGGACAACGACCCCUUUGACGAAGCCAGCUUUUUGGUCACUUUAUACACAGGCAGUCGCUGGGGAGCUGGAACCAAAGCGGAUGUCUUUCUUCAGCUCAUCGGCCAGAAUGGCACCAGUGACGUCCAUUGUUUACGGCACCCACAUUUGCCAUCUUUCCAACAAGGAAGCAUUGAUUGCUUUCUGUUAACUACCAAGAAAGACUUGGGAGACAUUCGUUCCUUCAGGAUCUGGCACAAUAACAAGGGCCCAUCUCCAAGCUGGUUCUUAAGCAGAGCCAAAGUGGAGGAUAUGGCCACCAGCAAGACCUGGUUCUUUAUGUGCAGGCAAUGGCUUUCUCUUGACAAGGGUGAUCACUCACUACAAAGGACAUUUUCCGUCACAAACCCCAAGACACCUCUCAGCAGAAUGGACUAUUUUUUGAUUAAUCUUGCCAACAGCCUGAGAGGGGACCACCCGUGGCUCUCCAUUUUUGCUCACGUUCCCACUGACACUUUCAGCAGGUUCCAAAGGUUGUCUGUGCGUUUAGCAAUGUUACUAUUAAACUUGGCUCUUAACAUUAUGUUCUUUAAUGCUGACAAGAAUCAAGAAUCUCUGGUAUCCUUGAGGUUCCUGAGAUCAGUAACAACAGGAAUUCAACGUGCUUUGCUUACCGCACCUGUGGAAAUGAUUAUAAUCGCCUUAUUGAAGUAUUCCCACAAGGAACGUUCUCCUUGUGGUACGGCUCAGACGGACCCAAGGACAAGUUCACCCCUCCUGUCUGGAAAGCUUAAGAACUGGAAGGAAUGUUUGCAAAAAUUGUACCUUUCAGAAACUCCAGCACAAUCGAGGAAUAUCAGUCCCUUGGAGAACCUUCCUGGUCCCAGCAACUCACAGAGCCCGCCACGUUCCAGAAAGGCAAGAAGCAAGGGAGCUCCCCAAAACUGGAGUAACCGCACAGAUUCUGAAAAAGAUGCAAAAGGAAUUGGAACAGAGGAGCAGACAACAACUGCAAAUUCCCCUCCAAUGGCUAAGGCCCACCAGAGAAGGUCACCGCCAAAUUCCAAUUUUAGUAAUCAAGAUGCAGAAGAAGGGGCCAACUUCCAGAAAGAAAGGAAACCACUGAGCAUUACCUCCAUGCCCUUUGGCAAGAGACCACGCAGUGAUUUUCAGUGGUGGUCCGCCCGUCUCUUGUGGGCUAUAAUAAUAGCUGUCAGUGGGCUAUCAUCAUUUUUCAUUGUGUCAUACGGUUUGUCUUACAGCUAUCAAACUUCACUACAGUGGCUUUUAGCAUCUUCAGCCUUCUUUAUUAAGAACGUGUUUUUAAUUUCAACUCUAAAAAUCAUUUUUUUCUCAGCUGUGAGAACAAUUCGUGCAAAAUACUGCGAAAACAUCACAUGGUUAACUCACGAAAAGCAUGCUGAGAUUAAGUUGGCUAAAGAAACAAUGAGUGCUGAUGAGAUGAGAGAGGUGCACUUGAAACUUGCUAAAGUCAGAGCCACCAAGCACUAUAAGCCUUUAGAAGCUGAUGAAAUUGCAAACAUGCUCAAAAAGGCAAAAAUUAAAGUCAAGGCAUUUACUCUCAUGAAAGCUUUCAUCAGUCACCUUGUCUUUUUAUCAGUGCUAUUCCAUUUAGUCUAUUCCACUGCGAACGCCAACAGUUUCCACUACAACCGAUUCAUCCGGAACCAAAUCUCUCCACAGAUCUCCAGCGCAGCUAAGCUAGAACAUAUCUACGUGUGGGUGAAAGACUCCUCCUUGCCUUUGAUCCACAAUGACAUUCAGCCAACCUUUCGUCCAGAGAGCUGGUCCAAAAUCAUUGGUUUGCCCAGGAUGAGGCAAGUCCGGGCUAAACGGACCCAGAAGAAAUGUUUCCAUCCUCAUAGCUUCAUAAAUAACUUUGUGAUCAGUAAAAGCCAUUGUCUUCACAAAUAUGGCAGCGACAUCCCAGAGAAAGGUGACUACGCUGGCACUUGGACAAAGGUUGCAAACCAGUCCGCUUCCAAGGAUGCCAGCAGUUACGGCGGGUUCACUUACCAGCCAAACAGGGCUCCGUGGAUGUACUACUUGUACGGAGAUUUGCACACAUAUGGACCAGCAGGCUACACGUUCUACUCCUUCCCUGAAGAAGGAAGGCCUAACUCAACGACAAGGCUGGAUGCUCUCGCAGUUUUGAAAACUCUAAAAUAUUCUCAGUUCCUUUCUAACGUGCGCCGGGCACAAAGAUCCACCUUGGCAGCCCUUCCCAGAAUCUCCUCAAUGACCCUCGUGGUGGUGGUGUACUUCUUUGUGUUUAUGGCUUUUGGCUACCUUGUGUUUGGGCAGCAUGAACGGCGUUACAAUAACAUGAUUCACUCGGCUCAGACC
Messenger RNA from Cariama cristata (Red-legged seriema), 3897 nucleotides. RefSeq names its product polycystic kidney disease and receptor for egg jelly-related protein-like. Lineage: Eukaryota; Metazoa; Chordata; Aves; Cariamiformes; Cariamidae. The record is from RefSeq and is a predicted model, not a curated record. The transcript has a single exon. The annotation marks the transcript as partial. Gene Ontology annotation, molecular function: protein binding; calcium channel activity. Gene Ontology annotation, biological process: detection of mechanical stimulus. Gene Ontology annotation, cellular component: membrane.